Molecule: messenger RNA, 3765 nt
Organism: Rubroshorea leprosula
Lineage: Eukaryota; Viridiplantae; Streptophyta; Magnoliopsida; Malvales; Dipterocarpaceae
Source: the annotation of a GenBank genome assembly
UUUUGUUUGUCAAAUUUGCAUCACAUGCACAUACAUGAGAGGAGUUGAGAGAUUAGAAAGAAGUACCUUUCCAACGGGCAAAAUCUAAAAUCAGAAAAUAAAGAAAAGAGUUGUUCAGUGACUCCAGUCUGUCUUGCGAGAAUCAGGAGUUUUAAAAUCAUUGAGCCCAUGUGACUCCGUGAGGCCCACUAUUACAGCGGCCUCUGCUUGUAAAAGGCCCCAAAUGUAAUUCGUCAUGGGAACGAAUCAUAGGCUGCUAAGUGCAUUGAACUCAAUCUUCCAACAAUGGGAAAUACAGGCACCGCAGAAUUCCUGGAACAUCAGCGGCGACCUAUGCAACGGAACUGCUCUGAGCCUAUACAAUUCCAACAAUCCGGCCAUCGCAUGUGAUUGCUCCUUCAACAGUGCUACUACCUGCCACAUCACCAGACUGAAAGUGGUCGCACUGAACAGACAAGGCGGGAUGCCGGAGGAGCUUUUGGCUUUCAAAUUCUUAACCCAUCUGGAUCUCGGGCUAAAUUACCUCACCGGUCCCUUGCCGGCAUGGAUUGGGAAUUUAUCUACAUUGCAGUACUUGUCUAUUCUCGCCAAUGCAUUCUCUGGGCCCAUUCCUAAGGAGCUUGGAAAUCUUAAGGAGCUAACUUAUCUAGCCUUUAGUUUUAAUAAUUUCUCUGGAAAACUCCCACUGGAACUUGGCAAUUUAGUCAAACUUGAACAACUUUACAUUGACAGUUGUGGAGUUGGUGGUGAAAUUCCCUCAACAUUUGCUAACCUUCUAAACAUGCAAUUCAUGGUUUUAUCAGACAAUCCUUUCACAGGGAAGAUACCUGAUUUCAUUGGCAACUGGACAAACCUUAUAUUAUUGAGACUUGAAGGGAACUCCUUUGAAGGUCCUAUACCAUCCAGUUUUUCAAAAUUAAUCUCUCUAAAAUCUCUGCGAAUCAUUGGUUUAUUCAAUGUAAGCUCUUCUCUCGAUUUCAUUAGAAAUUUAACGAGUUUAACUAACUUAAUUUUAAGAAAUGCAUUAAUUACUGGGAGUAUUCCAUCUCAUAUUGGAGAUCUCCAAUAUUUACAAAAUCUGGAUUUGAGUUUCAAUAACUUGAUGGGCCAAAUUCCAACUGCUUUGUUCACCAUAAGUUCUCUUAUAUACUUGUCUCUUGGAAGUAAUAGUCUGUCUGGGACCAUCCCUAGCAAUAAGAGUGUAAACCUAAAGAAUAUAGAUUUAUCUUACAAUUUUCUGUCUGGAAGCUUUCCCUUAUGGGUGUUUCCCCCAUCGUGGAACACAGGCUCACAACUGAAUCUGGUAGCCAACAACUUCACAUUUGACAAUUCAAACAUAAAUCUUUUUCCAGGAUUGAAUUGUCUUCAAAGAAGCUUCCCGUGCAGCAGGAACUCUCCACACUGUAAGCUUCUUUUGCUGCAUUGCCUUGAGAUAGCUUAUACUUGGCAUUAUGCUGUUAUCACAGAAAGAAACCUCAAUAUCAAUCAUUCUGAUCUUGGCCAAUUGAAAUAUGCAUGCGUCAAUGGCAAUUAUGCAAACUUCGCAAUCAAAUGUGGUGGCCCAGAGGUGACUGUGGAUGGGAUAACAUAUGAGGCUGAAACCUCUUCUCUUGGCAUAGCAUCAUUUAAUGUAAUCGAUACCAAGAAAUGGGCAGUUAGCAAUGUGGGUUCCAUUAUUGAUGAAACUUUUGAAGGCUAUAGGCAAAACAGCUUGGAACCAGUGAGAAACACAAAGUCGCCAGAGCUUUAUCAGACUUCAAGGAUAUCCGCUGGAUCACUCAGAUACUAUGGCUUAGGCCUAGAGAAUGGGCCUUACACAGUUAACUUGCUUUUUGCGGAAACAGCUCUCAGAGAUCGCAGCAUCCAUACUUGGGAAAGUCUGGGAAGGCGAGUUUUUGAUAUUUAUAUUCAGGGAACCAUUGUAUUGAAGGAUUUUGACAUAUCAAGCGCGGCAGGUGGGGUUAAUAGAGCAAUCACUAAGGAUUUCAUUGCUACUGUAUCAGAGAACCAUCUUGAAAUUCACCUAUUAUGGGCUGGUAAGGGAACUUGUUGCAUACCACCAGCAGGUUCCUUCGGACCAUCCAUUUCAGCAAUCAGCGUGGUUUCAAAUUUCACCCCAAAAGAGAAUAGGACUUGGUUGAUUGUUGGUGUUGCAGUUCCUGUCGGAGUUGUCACCUUCACCUUGAUAUUGAUAUUUGUAGUCUUCUACUUGAGAAAGAGAAAUGAUGAUGAUGAGGAAGGGCUUCUUGGAAUAGGACCCAGACCAAACACCUUCAGUUAUGCCAAGUUGAAAGCUGCAACAGAUGACUUCAGUCCCUCAAAUAAGUUAGGAGAAGGGGGAUUUGGUCUGGUAUACAAGGGUAAACUUUCUGAUGGGCGGGUAGUGGCUGUGAAGCAGCUUUCAGUAGCAUCUCACCAAGGGAAGAGUCAAUUUGUUACUGAGAUUGCUACCAUAUCUGUGGUGCAACAUCGUAACCUUGUUCAAUUGUACGGAUGCUGCAUCGAAGGAAAUAGACGCCUCCUUGUUUAUGAGUAUCUUGAGAACAAAAGCCUUGACCAAGCACUCUUUGGAAAAAGAGAGUUGCAUCUUGACUGGCCAACCAGGUUCAGUAUCUGCCUGGCAACUGCAAGAGGACUAGCUUAUCUUCAUGAGGAAUCGAGGCUCAGGAUCAUACAUAGAGAUGUGAAGGCAAGUAACAUUUUGCUUGAUGCAGAGCUGUGUCCGAAAAUAUCUGACUUUGGAUUGGCAAAGCUAUAUGAUGACAAGAAAACUCACAUUAGCACCCGCGUUGCAGGAACUAUUGGCUAUUUGGCGCCAGAGUAUGCAAUGCGUGGCCACCUCACUAAGAAGGCAGAUGUUUUUGGCUUUGGUGUUGUUGCUUUGGAAAUCGUCAGUGGAAGACCAAACUCUGACAGCAGCCAGGACAAUGAGAAGAUCUAUCUUCUUGAAUGGGCAUGGACUCUGUAUGAAAGCAACCAAUGUCUUAGUCUGGUGGAUCCAACCCUAGUGGAGUUUGGUGAAAAUGAAGCUUUAAGAAUGAUAAGAGUGGGACUCCUGUGCACGCAAGCAUCACCAAUGAUGCGACCCCCCAUGUCAAGGGUUAUAGCUAUGCUUGCUGGGGAUAUUGAAGUGAGCCCUGUUGCAUCAAAACCAAGUUAUUUAACUGACUGUGAUUUUGAGGACAUAACAGCCAGCAUAGAGGUUGAAAACACACCAUCUACUGGAUCCGAGCAUGGUGAUAACAAGAACAAGAACGAUCUUAAUCCAGGGAUAGAGCUGAUGCCUUCUCCAUCAAACAUUACUGAAUUCAGUGACAAUAUUGCGAAAGGAAGGUGAGAGAUGUUUUUCCUUAAAAGCUCCAUUUUGCCACUUCUCUUGCUUUGACCUUUGCCUCAUAUUUUCUAGCUCAAUAAAAUAGAUACUGAAAUUGUGUGAAUUUCUGUCAUUCGAACCCUUUCCUUUAUAUGUUGAUCAUUUCUGUGUGUAAAUUGAACUGAGAUAUUGAAAUAUUGGCAUGCAAUAAGGCUGCAGUGUUUGUAACUCAUGGAUGUCAUUCCUAUCAUCUAGUAUUAUACUUCAAAGCUAUAGGAUUGUUUGUAAUUCCAUGUAACGUAAUUGUGUCUUUUUUCUGGGGUUUUCUUUUUCCUCUUUGUUUUUACACACCACCUCUAGCACAUGCCACACCACUUACUCCAGCCAAGACUCCAGCCAAGAUAUCAGCUCCUGUGUUUACAACCGACUCCAAAUCAAUCUCAACAGUCGAA